This is a messenger RNA of Carassius gibelio (silver crucian carp), 3534 nucleotides long. RefSeq lists its product as uncharacterized. The coding region runs from base 1346 to 3154 and encodes 602 amino acids. The transcript has a single exon. The record is from RefSeq and is a predicted model, not a curated record. Lineage: Eukaryota; Metazoa; Chordata; Actinopteri; Cypriniformes; Cyprinidae.
UCUCGGGGUCUCAGAGGACGAGGAGGCCAUCCUGCCCUCUGGUGUUCCCCAGGCUAGCGGCCACGCAGCCCUGCCUCAGUCCAUCCUCCUGGAAGUGUGUGAGCGAGCGGCUGCUCGCCUCAACAUUGAGUGGCCGGCUCCACAGAGCGCCACCAACCAGGAGAGGGAUAUUUAUGACGGAAAAGUGUUGGGACCUCCUCCCGGUCCGAGGAAACAACUCUUCCCCGUCCUUCCAGCGUGCGCUAAGCAUAUGAGGCACAAUUGGAGCGACCCGCUCGACUUCAAACACGGCCUUUCAGGGCUUGAAGUAAAGGAUAUCAUGCAGCUCAUGGUAUGGGUGACCCCCCCGCUAUCGAGCCGUCCAUCGCCAGGCACCUUAACCCCGCUCAGGGCGGGCUGCUCGCUCCCCCUAAGCCGCUCUUGCCAAACAAGAUGGACCGUUUUUCUGCCUCAGUUCACCAGGCCGCAUACAAGUCCUCGGCCUUGGCUGUCAUGGCCCUCAACGUCUGUGGAAGGAUAUCCUGACGGUGAAUGACCUCGUCCUUCGUAACGCUCGGCAGGCCAUCCAAGCCUCCGGGCGCUCUAUGGCGCUUUCUGUGGUGGGAGAGCGCUCGCUCUGGCUUAACCUGUCAGGCCUUCCUGACAGUGAGAAGCGGAGCAUCGCGGGCGCGUCGGUUGAGCCCGGCCGGGCUCUCUUCAGUCCCGCCGUCGCAUUGAUGCAACAACGGUAUGACGACAAAAAGGAGGACGAGGCCUUCAAAUUAUGUCUCCCUAGGAAGGCGGCCCCACGCCAGACAACCCCUGCACGUUUGCCUAACAUUCCAGCCAUGGGACGACACUUCCACCGGGGCAAGGAAAGGCCCAGCAAACAAACCCCCACAACGGCAGAAUAACCCACCGCCUGCUAAGCACUGGGGAACCACCUAACCCUUCCCCCAUCGACUCGAAAUGUAAGCGGCCUGCCUGAUGUUCGGUUGAUAGGGACAUCGAGUCUGCGUUCACGGGCCUUCGGACUCUCUUGCUGUCCCAGGACCCCCGUUCAAAAGACGCAGGGUCUCCCGUGGAUGGAUCGGUUCCUCCCCGUUCGAGGCUGCCUAGCCCAUGUGUUUAAUGAACGGUGUGUGUUCCCCCCUCACGUUCAGGGGGCCUGUUGUGAGGAAAAGUGCAAAAGCAGUGUCACCACACCGCAUACACUCUGUUCCCCUCACCCAACCAAUAAAGGCUUCGGCCCCAGUGUUUCCACAACACAAAACACACAAAAAAACAAAAAACACAUUAAAACAAACGAAUCAAAUGAAGAGAGUCCAUCUCCCUGCGGAGAGAGGAAAUCUGUCUGAACCCCUGCAUGGUGCCCCUGGUGUGUCCACUAGAUGGCGCCAUUGCAUCACAAAUAAACCAGCUGGACUUAUACAGCCCCGCUGCAGCUCGGGUGGGAAUGCUCGCAAGUCACGAAUGGGCUUGGCGAACUGUUUCGGCUCCUGAGUGGGUGAUGCGUACUAUAAUGCAGGGAUACAGAUUGCAGUUUACAAUGAAACCCCCGCAUUUCAACGGCGUUCUCUCUUCACACAUGGAAGAGAACGCCUCACACAUUCUGAAAGAGGAAAUAUCCUCCCUCCUAAACAAGGGAGCGAUUCAGGUGGUGCCCCCCAGUCUGAUGAAUCAGGGAUUUUAUUCUCGUUAUUUCCUGGUCCCAAAAAAGGACGGCGCUCUCCGUCCUAUUUUGGACCUUCGUGUGUUGAACAAACAUUUGAGGAAAUACAAUUUCAGAAUGCUGACUCAUGGCUCGCUCGCCCGCGCCAUAAAACCGAACGACUGGUUCACAUCGGUCGACCUGAAAGAUGCUUUCUUCCAUAUAAGCAUUUAUCCGCCACACAGGAAGUUUCUUCGUUUCGCCUACCAAGGCACAUGUUGCGAAUUCACAGUUCUGCUGUUUGGGCUCAGUCUGAGCCCCCGGUGUUUCUGUCUGUGUGCGGAGGCGGUUUUAGCACCCAUGAGAAUGUCAGGUCUGAGGAUUCUGACAUACAUAGACGAUUGGCUCAUCAUAGCCGAAUCGAAAGAGAAAGUAUUGCAGGACACCUGCCGUGUGCACACGCACAUCACAUCUCUCGGGUUCAGAGUGAAUGUGAGCAAGAGCAAUUUUACACCCAGUCAGAAUGUCAUUUUCCUGGGUUUGGAGUUGAACUCAGUCUCCAUGCGAGUGCGUCUCUCUCAAGAGCGCGUUCUCUCUCUAAUGAACUGUCUGUCGCAGUUCAGAGAGGGGGCGAAAGUACAAUAUCGCACAUGCCUCAGGCUGCAGGGUCUUAUGGCUUCAUCGAUCCAGGUUGUACCGCUGGGACUCCUGAGAAUGAGAGCGUUCAUGAAAUGGGUUUUGUCACUACAUUUCAGCCCGAUGCGCGAUCUUUGCCGCUCUGUAAUAGUGACGCGCGCCUGCUCGGCAGCCUUGCGCCACUGGAAGAGCGCAGACUUUUACGCACAGGGAACCCCUCUGGGGACGGUUAUUAUGCGGAAAGUUGUGACGACAGAUGCGUCCUUAACAGGCUGGGGCGCCACCCAGGAGGGCAGAACGGUGAACGGUCUGUGGCCAAGCAGACUAAGUUCAGCGCACAUAAAUUAUUUAGAGCUUAUGGCCGUAUGGAAAGCUCUGAAUCAUUUUCUGCCUCGCCUGCAGGGACAUCAUGUGCUCGUACGCUGCGACAAUACCACGACAGUGGCUUAUAUCUACGGAGAUUGGCGUCUUCACCCGCAGAUAGUGGAUGUGUUAUGGAUGAGAUUCGGACAGGCAACCGUGGAUCUAUUCGCCUCACGCGAAAAUUACCAUUGUCCUAUGUUCUUCUCGCUAAAGGACGUGGACGCGCCCCUCGGGGUGGAUGCACUGGCCCACCCGUGGCCCAGUGUGCUGCUGUAUGCCUUUCCUCCCCUGUGCCUGAUAAUUCCUACACUGGCCAAGGUGAGAGGGCAGGGCCUGUCUCUCAUUCUGAUAGCACCCAGGUGGCCCAAAGCACCAUGGCUGGCGGAGAUAAUCCCUCUGUUAUAUGUCGAGCCGUGGCGCCUUCCCCCCCGCACAGAUCUAUUGUCCCAAGCGAACGGGGAGAUUUAUCACCCGCACCCGGACAGGGUGGCUCUUUGGGCUUGGCCCGUGAGAGGACGAACCUAAGCGCACUUGGGCUUUCGCCGCGUGUGAUUGCUACUAUACAGAAUGCCAGGGCCAUUUCUACGCGAUCCUUGUAUGGCAGUAAGUGGCGAGUGUUCGAAGGGUGGUGUGAUGGGCGUGGUCUCACAUCUUAUCAGUGCUCAGUUCCUGAUAUUUUGUGUUUCCUCCAGGACCUCCUAGAAAAAGACAGGUCUUUUUCCACAAUUAAGGUCUACUUGGCUGCGAUUUCGGCCUGUCAUGUGGGCUUUGAGGGCUCAACAGUCGGGCAGCAUCCUCUAAUCCGCAGAUUUAUGAAGGGUGCCCGUCGCCGCUUGCCAGUCAUCAGGAGGACAGUUCCUGAGUGGGAUCUCUCCAUGGUGUUGGAGGCUCUGUCUCAAUAUCCU